AGGCCUUCAGUGCCCACCCCGACCUGGCGCCCUCCUCUUGACCAAGAUGUUGAUGGCCGGGCGAGGCAGCGAUGCCGAUCGCACCAAAGUUCCCGCCGUCCAACCUCCUUCUACUCCUCCUCCCUACAGCACCUUUUCACAGCUACCGCCGACGGCUCCCCUCGUGUACCCUCCUGCGGUACCGCAUCACCAACCGACGCCGCAAACCACGUCUGGUUACCACGUCAUCCCAGUUGGGUACCAAUCUCAUCUGUAUCCGACUUUUGUGGAUGGGAUACCCAUGGCCAUGAGGGAUCCUCCCCUCCCUUUCUGCGGCAUUGGCAUUGGCUGGGCUUUCGUCACUUUCUGUGUGUGGCUUUACUGCAUUUUCUCAACCUUGUAUGUCUAUUUUAAAAUGGCUUACAUUUCUUUUAAAGACUACAGAGAGAAACCAAGACUGGUUGCAUGUACAGUUGCUGCGGUUCUGGCACUCAUUCCUCUAAUCCUCAACGCCUUCAAAUUCCAUGUGUUCUGGUGACUUUCACACUAUGUAUACGCAUGUGUAUAUUGUUAACCUUAUUCCUAACCGUGCAAUGUCUUAUUUUAAGUGCAUUACAUUUAAGCUGCUUAUUUGUUUUUAACACACGCAAACUUUUGCUGGCAUGGGACAUUUUUCCAUUAUAGUUGUGCAUUCAUCAACUUAAGUGUUUUGCUUGCUGAAAAUAAUGAACACGACAGCCUUCUCA
Molecule: messenger RNA, 725 nt
Organism: Musa acuminata subsp. malaccensis (wild Malaysian banana)
Lineage: Eukaryota; Viridiplantae; Streptophyta; Magnoliopsida; Zingiberales; Musaceae
Source: RefSeq, a predicted model, not a curated record